Molecule: messenger RNA, 1332 nt
Organism: Nematocida homosporus
Lineage: Eukaryota; Fungi; Microsporidia
Exons: 1
Coding region: 1-1332 (443 amino acids)
Source: RefSeq, a predicted model, not a curated record
AUGCGUGAAAAGAGUACUAGUACAGAAGAGACGCUUAGUCAUUCUGAUUCAGCUCAUAGUUUAAUUGAAGAAGCAGAUGAAAUGGAAGAUGUAGUUGAGGCUAAAGAGGAGAACAUUGUAGAAAGUCCUGAUAUGCCUACAGGCCAAAGAAACGGUAUGGCUAGCCACCGCAACCAUCCUGACCAUGUCAGCCGUCAAAAUCACCCCAGCCGCCAAAACCAUCCAGGACAUCCAAGUCAUCGAAGUCAUCCCAGCUACCAGAACCAUCCAAACCACCCGAAUUAUUCCCACCCUAACUAUCCUAAUAAUUCACACCCAAAUUAUCCAAACAAUUCUCAUCCUAACCGCCCUAACUCAAGUCAUCCUAACCAUCCAAACAAUUCCCACCAUACUUAUAACUACCCCGGGCAAUCCAACUCAAACCACCCUAAUUCCAUCCAUCCGAACCAUCCGUAUGCCAAUCACCCGAGUCAUCCCAGCUAUAAUCACUCUAACCCACCCCAUCCCAACGCAAACUACCCUAAGCCAGGUCCUCCUCUUCCCAACUACCCCAAUGUCAACUAUCCCAACCAACCUCACCCCAACGCCAGUUAUCCUAAUUCAGCCCACCAUAGCCCAAAUCAAUACAACCAAAACUACCCCAAACCAGGCCAUUCUACCCCACCCCAUCCUAACUCAAACCAUCCACACCCUACCCAUGCAACCACCUCACCCACGUCUACCACACCUACCACGCCGCCCAACUCCAAACCACCACAACCGUACGCUUCACCGCCCCUCCAACGAGGCAAGAUUUGGCAGCACAAGAUUGAACCUUAUUUAGAUGACAGUUACCCCCUUAGUGAGAAGCGCGUCCUACGGGUCUUCCAAAGCCGGGUCAUAGAGAAGAUUCCUUUCCGGCAUCCGUAUAUGGACCAGUACUACAUGAAAGAAAUAGACCGACGAAACCCCAGAAACCCUUCCCGACCUUUACCAACCGAGAAGACUUUAAUGCAAGCCAGCAAGCGAAUUAUUGACUCUCAUUUAGUUACAGUCCGCAACCGUUUGCGCAAACGCCUGAAGGAAGAGAACAAAAUGAUGCAUACCUCUCGUCGGUUACACGUUCGACUGAAGCAAAUAGGAUAUGCCACUGAGAGUUCUGAAGUCUUCUCAGUAGCCGCUCGUGAGUACAUUCUCCAAAAAGAGCUUAUUCUCUUAGAAAUGAACAGCGUAGUCAACACACUUUCGUCUCUCUAUGCCAACACCCUCGUAGAUGCCCGAUACCUCCAAAAAUGCACCGAAUUCCUUGAGCGCAAGCCUUUCCACAACCAGCAACCACCCAAGUCGUCCUAA